AUGAAUAUGAAGUCUAAAGACAAAAUCGUUGUGAUCAUGGGUGCCACUGGUUCGGGCAAAUCAUCACUCUCUGUUGAUCUUGCUUUACAUUUUCAAGCAGAGAUCAUCAACUCUGACAAAAUGCAGUUCUACGAUGGCUUGAACAUAACCACUAACCAAUCCACCAUGGCGGAAAGACGUGGAGUGCCACAUCACCUUCUCGGUGAACUAAACCCGGAGGAGGGAGAAGUCACAGCAUCAGAGUUUCGCAAUGUUGCGGCUCAAGCCAUCUCCGGGAUUACUCACCGUAAGAAGCUCCCGAUCCUUGCCGGUGGAUCCAACUCUUACAUUCACGAUCUUCUUGCAAAUUCUUUCGACCCUGAAAACUAUCCGUUUUCUCCCAACGGCUCAAUCUGCUCAGGGCUGCGUUAUGAUUGUUGUUUCAUUUGGAUAGACGUGGCUCGGUCUGUGUUAUUUGAGUAUCUUUCAUUACGUUUGGAUAAGAUGAUGAAGACAGGUAUGUUCGAGGAGAUCGCUGAGUUCCACCGCGCUAAAAAGGCCCCGAAAGAGCCAAUGGGGAUAUGGAAGGCUAUAGGGGUGCAAGAGUUUGAUGGCUACCUUAAAACGUACAGUGGCAUGGGGAAAUGGGACCUUGUGAGGAAGAAGGCUUAUGAUAAGGCGGUGAGAGCGAUAAAGGAGAACACAUUUCAGCUCACGAGAGAUCAAAUCAAGAAGAUCAAGAAGUUGAGAGCUGCCGGGUGGGAUAUCAGAAAGGUGGAUGCUACAUCAACGUUUAAGGAGGCCAUUAGGGCAGCCAAAGAAGGCAAAGGUGGAGAUGAGAUGCAGAGAAAGAUAUGGAACAAGCAAGUGGUGGAACCGUGUGUGGAGAUGGUAAAGAGACAUUUGGAGCAGCCGAUCGAUUACAGCAGUGAGAUUGAUUUCGGUUCUUUUUUUCUAAAGAGCGUGAUUUAUUAG
Messenger RNA from Thlaspi arvense, 954 nucleotides. The record is from the annotation of a GenBank genome assembly. Lineage: Eukaryota; Viridiplantae; Streptophyta; Magnoliopsida; Brassicales; Brassicaceae.